This is a messenger RNA of Mya arenaria, 4132 nucleotides long. RefSeq lists its product as uncharacterized. The record is from RefSeq and is a predicted model, not a curated record. The transcript has 9 exons. Lineage: Eukaryota; Metazoa; Mollusca; Bivalvia; Myida; Myidae. Bases 1035 to 1979 code for a protein of 314 amino acids.
GGAUGUUAAAACGAAACAAAAUGGUUCACUUUUAAAUACAAAUAUCUAAGAUCUAGUGUUUUCAUCUGAGACAAUUUCAAAGGAUUUUUAGUCCAUUGUUUCAUUUUGUAAUGUUAUAUUUACAGUUAAUAGAAGAAGGAGAUGACAUUCAAAUGGGGACUUUGUUCUAAUCGGACAUAGGAAUAUCAAUUCCAAAAAGGUAUUAACAAAAUGGAUUUCGAUGGAAAAAAUGCUUACGCGGAAAUCGUUUUGUUGUUGAUGGACAGUGUUAAAUUUGUGAAGGAAGAAUUAUUGGUUAAGUAUGUUUCACAAAUUUGUCACAUCGAUUUAGACACAUACCUUCGAAACAAUAAACUUAAGCUCGAACCCUUCCUCCACAAAGAAGCUGUGCCAAUACUUUUUCCCUCGAGAGGAAAAACGAAUGUUAAGGAAUGGGACAUGUCAAUGAUAGACUUAGUGUUUACUCAGCUCCAAAAAAAUUUGCUUUUGGGGUGUGUUCGUGCAUCUGGUAAUAGUCUCAAGGACAUAGUUAAAACCCACCAACAUGCUAUAAGAAAUUCGCAAAUUGGUCGAACAAAAGCUGGUACAUUUUUUGCUUUGAAACCAGACGUCAAAUUUUGGACGAUGCCAAUGAUUUGCUUCGUUUUGAAAACCGCCUUUUCUUCGAAAAAUGAAGUGUCUCUCCAUGGCACCAUUGACGCCACGCAUAGCAUAAGGAAUGAACUAGCUCAUUGUAAAAAGGCAUUUCUUGAAAAGAAAGACUACGAGAAUUUUAAAUCGGAAAUAACACAGUUGAUUGAAAACACCAAGACGUUUGUACAUGACCCUUCGUUUGAUGCAAAUAUUGACAGUAGCGUCAAAUUGAUAAAGCAGAAAUGUUCAGCUAUGUCAUUACCGGACGCAAUUGUUGCGUUGAACAACUGGGCCACAACACAAAAUGAAAUUGAAAAAAAACUUGAUCAUCACCACGAAGGUAAUUGAAGCAUGGAACCUAACAUGAAGAAAACAUUAAAAAGCAUGACCGGACACAGGGAAUGAUAACAGAAAACACUAACCAGCAUGCUCGGACACGUGACAUGAUUGAAGAAAAUACAAACCAACAUGCUCGGACGCAUGACAUGAUUGGAGGAAACUUUAACCAGCUUGCUCGGUUACUGGAAUUGAAUGGAGACGUACUGGACAGAUUAACGAGAAUAGAAAGAGCAACAGAAAAGAAACGGGAAGAAGAAAGAGGAGAAAUUCGAGACCGACCAAAUCCAGUUCGUAAGAUAUCCGACUCCGAUGCAGAGCCAUGCAAAUACUUUAGUUGUGGUUCUGAGGUUUCUUCCAGUUCACGACCUGAAGUAAGAGGUACACUCGGGGGAUUUGUUUUUCACACACAUUUACAAUCUACCAGCGUAUGUGCAAUCACUACCAACCAUGUUAUGCGUACUAUGGUAUCAGAGGAUGAUACAAUGAUUGUUGAUGGCGCUCGUAUUGGCAAAUUGUUAGAGAUCGUACAAUUUGUCGACGUUGGAAUAGCAGCCAUGGAGAUAUUUGGUGAAUUUGUUCCAAAAUGUCAGUUAGCGUUUAAAGAUACAAACGGAGAUGCUAAGCCAUGCAACCUUUACGACACUAAGACAGAAGAUAUUGAAGAAUGGAAUGGUCGCCAUGUACAUAUUUGGGGAGCGUCAUCAAAACCUGGUAAAGGUAUCAUAGCCUGUUCCAAGUAUACGACUACUUCUAACGCUUAUUUUCUUGUUAAUGACUUGCCUGGACAAGAUGAACCGUUUUCUAAACCCGGUGAUGGUGGAGCAAUUGUCAUCUCCGAAAGCAUUGACGGCAGUAAUAUGACAGCUAUAGGCAUUGUUUUAGGGAAAAGUGUGGGUUCCUCGAAAGAAGGAUCUUACGUCUGCUCGUUUCUGCAAGUCAGUUUAGAUCGGCUUUCGAAAUAUAAUGAAGGAACUUUUUCGAUUUACAAAGGAGUUGUGAAGUUUUGAAUAGACAUGAUACUAUUUUUGUGGCCUAAGCGUUCUUAAGUUAUAUUUUAUUUAGAUAAGAUAUAUAUUUAGCUGGGCUCUAAACAUGGCCAGAAAAUUCGCCAGCUUAUGAUAUUGUUAACAUUCGAUCUUUUUGAUUUACUACAACAAGAUAUUGAUCAUUUUCAAUCCCAUGGCAGAGUUUUAUUAUUGAUCUCUGAAACGCAAGUGAUGAAAAUAAACGUGACUGUAAAGCGCAUGAAUUUGAUAGAUAAUGAAGAUUAUGUACCCAAUUCUGCCUUAUUUAGAUAUUCAGGUGAUGCUUAUAACCAAUUUCGCUUAAAAAUAUUAUUAUGAGUCGGUACCCAGAAAGGCACCGGCUAUUUUUGAUAGUGUCCACUAUUGUUCUCUAACUUAGGGAGCAGUUCAUAAUUGCAGAAGAAUGAUUUUGAUAUUUUCUACGUUGUACGAUAAAAUGUGUACAGGUACAGUGUACCUAAACAACUAUACUUUAAUUGAUAACGAAGUCUUAAAUGAUAACGGCUCUGAAUAUUGGUGUGUGUGUGUUUUAAUAUUGAUUUUCCGCGAAUAGAUGAAGGUUAGACGGAACUAUAAGAAAUUCCUUUAUGUUUCUCAUCCUCCUUCGCAGUAAUCACCCUUAGCGAGCAGCGAAAAGGGGAGUUUUGAAAAACAUCAAGCUUAAUUGUUAGUUUUGCAAAUGUCAUUCGAAAGAAUAAGUUAAUGAUUUUUCCCUUAUGAUGUAUAGUUCUAUUUACUCAUAACAGUAAAGUGUGUUCAAAACAACAAAUAUAAUUGUAACACUAAUAUCAACAAUAAUGUUUUUCGAACAUAUGUAUUCCUAACAUGUUAUCAUUGAAUAAUUACAUUUUUUGUGUGAUCUGCAAGUUUUUUUUAUUGAUUUUUAUUGCGUCGACUUGAUGCUUUGCAUAUAUUUUUUAUUUAUUAGAUUUGUGUACAUCCACUGCCUUGCGUAUAGCUUAUGGUCGAAUAUGGUGGUGGUGAUGGUGGUGGUGUGUAAGCUUAUUUAUACUCGCACUUGGACCUUGUCCAUUCGGCAAGUGCUCCGAUAAGAUUGCUAGUGAUUUAAGGUUUUCGGAGCAUAGUUCACAGACAGAAUGUAACCCUGGUUAAAGCUACCCUUGUUCUUAGACGUGCACCAGUGUAUAAGACUGUCACAUGGAACCCCCAUUUAACGUCCCUCCUGGAAGACGAGUAGUUGAUGUUUAGUGGUACGGCGGGGAAUCGAACCUGCGAUCAAUGGAUUGACAGUCAAGUGUGUUAUCACUAGACCAUGGAUCCGCCGGGUCGAAUAUGUCACGAGACGGGGUCAUUUACACUCAAGAGUCUCGUGCGAUUAAGUGACAUAGAUUAUUUGAUCUUGAAUGAGCAUGAUUUUCAUUGUAUUGAUAAUUUUAAUGUAGACAAUUUUGGUGAAGGGUCUAAUCAUUGUGCACUGUUAUUUGUUAGUCGUCACUAAGCCAGACAAGUAGGUUUACUUCGGGUACUUCGGUUUCACCCACAACAUAAGUACACACUCUCGUAAAAUAUCGUGGCAACGAGAGUGACUUAAUAUAAGUUAUCAUAACUUUCUUCACAAUUGUUGUAAAAUAAAAAAAAUGUUUAAACUAAAAAGUAGUGCUGCAUGUUUUGUUUAGAUAUAAUUCGAGCGUAUACACGUAUACUUGGAAAACCUUUGAAAAUGACAUGCGCAGUGGGUUUUGGGCCAAAUUGUACGACUUCAAUACUUUGUAAUUAAAUAUUGAUAUGCAAAAUGCUAAAGUUUUGAAAAUACUGUUCACGAUUAUACAAGUAUAAUUAGAGGCGUCGCCAACUCGAUAUAUUGUACAAUGUAUAUUCAAACCGCCCACAAGAUAGUCAUAUUAAAAAGUCUGAUUGGUUUUACUUAGAGUGCUGUGAGGCAAAAUUAAACUGUAACAAGAAUGGUGACAACAGGCUAUUUAUGUUAGAUUACAUAGUAGCUUACAAGCGUAUGGUCAAACGUAAACGUAGAAUAUAUUAUUCUAUAUUGCUAUACGACGGAUACCAUACUGAGUUGCUUCAACAAUGGCUUCAGCAAUCAUUUAACAUUAUUAAAACGCAGAUGAAACAAGCUUCGAUGUUAUAUUCUCUUUUAUAAAAAGAUUUCCAAUUUC